GCGGGGCGGGGCGGGGUUUCUGGUCAGCUGAUGAAGGCAGGAGCUGGAGAACCCAGAAGCCGGGCGGCGGGGAGGCUCUAGACUUGAGCUGUCGCCUGCCUCAGCACACCGGCUCCCUCCCUCCCUCCCUCCCUCCGAAGCCAUGGUCUGGAGGAAGCUGGGCUCCAGCAACUUCUCCAGCUGCCCCAAUGGCUCCAGCCAGUGGAUAUGGGACGUGUUUGGCGAGUGUGCCUGGGAUGUCUGGGACAAGGCCAGCGUGGGCCUGGGCUUGAUCUCCAUUCUCUGCUUUGCUGCGUCCACCCUCCCCCAGUACAUCAAGGCCUGCAAGAUGGGCAACAUGGACCAGGCCCUGUCCCUGUGGUUCCUCCUGGGCUGGAUCGGUGGAGACUCCUGCAAUCUCAUUGGCUCCUUCCUUGCUGACCAGCUGCCCCUGCAGACCUACACAGCCGUGUAUUACGUCUUAGCCGACGUGCUGAUGCUGUCGCUGUACUUUCAUUACAAGUUUAAGAAACGCCCCUCUCUGUGGUCUGCCCCCAUCAAUUCUGUGCUGUUGUUCAUCUUGGGGGUGGCGUGUACCGCCCCACUGCUGAGCAGCGCUGGCUUGGUGGCUGCCCCCAGGGAGGUCUUCCGGGGGCGGACGCUCUUGUCUGUGGAGCCGGGCAAUAAGCCCUUCACGCAGCAGGAAAUCAUUGGCUUCGUAAUCGGCUCCGUGUCCAGCAUGCUGUACCUGCUCUCCCGGCUGCCUCAGAUCCGCACCAAUUUCCUGCGGAAGUCGACCCAGGGGAUCUCCUACUCGCUGUUCGCCUUGGUGAUGCUGGGGAACACGCUGUACGGGCUAAGCGUGCUGCUCAAAAACCCUGAAGUGGGCCAGAGCGAGGGCAGCUAUGUGCUGCACCACCUGCCCUGGCUCGUGGGCAGCCUGGGCGUCCUGCUGCUCGACACCAUCGUAUCCUUCAGGUUCCUGAUAUACAGGGAUGCCGCCACCUCAUCAGAGCGCCAGCCACUCCUCCCCAGCUGAGCAGGACCCAGACCCAGGCCAACCCAGGAUGACAGGGACCUGCAGAUGCCCCACUCAGGAAGGGAGAAGUAUGGGCAGUGACAGUGCUGCUGACCCUGGGCUGGGCCGUGGAGGAAGCUGGGGGUGCCUAGAACUCCCGGCCCGACCGCCUACCCCCAACACCUCCGAAACCUCGUGAGCUGACCCUUCCGGAAGCCCUGACUGACGGACUCUUCCAGGAGCAGGUCAGCCCCCAGGGCCAGCCCACCCCGCCUUGGGAUUCACCGCCAGGGUCUGAGGCAACUGUCCCUGGAGCCUGAAGGGAGGGCCUGCAGCCGAGACCUCGCCUCUCAGAAGACAGUGCAGCUGCCCCUCAGCUCACCUACCUCAUUCUGCCUGCCCCCCCCACCCAACCGCCUGGGGAGGAGCCCAGCUCAGCCUGGUGCACCCUGGACUGUACCGUCGACUGCAGAUGGCCUAGUGAACGGUGCUCCCUGUGAGGCCCGUCCUGGUGCUCCUUUCCCGGUGCCGGGCUCUGCGCUGCUCUGGGCACAGUGUUGGAUGGCGAUCGGGGUCCCACCUACAGGCCCCAGUGGGGGCCUAAGGGGUCAGGAUGUGGGAGAGCCAGGCCAGAGGGGACUGUGUCUGCUGGCCCGCCCCUGCCCAGCCUCUUGGGCCUCCAGUUUCUUCAACCUGCUUCUCUGUGACAGGCUCCACACCUGGUGGUGGGGACACAGCAGUGAGAAAGACACUCCUCCAACAGGAUCCCUGCUCCGCGGUGCUCAGCAAGAAGCGGAAUAGUUAAGGUUCAGACUUUGGUUCUGCAUCUCAACUUCUCUGUGCCACAGUUACCUCAUCUGUGCAAUGGGAUGACAGUAUUACCACUUUAUACGUCCUUCUAGGGAUUAAAUAAAAUGGUGUGCUUAUGGAUGUUAGCCCUGAAGUCUGGCGUGCAGAAGGAGCUCAUUGAAGGUUAGCUUUGAUCAUUUUUAGUUGGAGGAGAAGGACAACCAGAUCUCCCUGGAAAUCAGGGAGACCUUCCUGGAAGAGGUGACAUGGCAGAAGGACAGUCAGAAGAUAAAUGGGGAAGGUGCCAGUGUUGCAGGCGGGAAGGGUGGAGAGGAGGGCAGGGCUUAGCCCCGAGCUCUAGUUCCUGUGCCCCAACUUUAGUUUGCCUCCCAGACCCCAACCUGAGUCCACUUUCUUCUUGGCCACAACCCCAUGCAUGCCUGAGGACGGAGGGGCCAGCUCCCCUCCCUGCUGGCCUGCUGUCUCACCUCCCCCCCACCCCGCCCCGCUCCCCCACACAGCCGGUCCCAGGAGCCAUCAGGGUGGGUGGUGCCAGGUGCGGCUAAGGCUGGUAGGGAGGAGCUGGGGCUCAGCGUGAGCCUCUCUGUUAGAAUCUUCCUCUUCCAACCGUGGGGAAAGGAAGGAGCCCGGCCACAGGGCUGUAGCCUCGGCCGCGAGGGGACGCCUGCCCCGGUUUGGUGCCAAGCGCAGCUCUCCUCUCCACCCUGGCCCACGCUGUGCUGGGCGUCUGGGAUGGGGGUGAACCAGCUCUGGUCCCUGCCCUCAAGGAGGGGAGAUGGGUGCCGGGCCCUAGAGGGAAGGACUGUAACCAGAAGGUACAAAGUGCCAUAGGAAUGAGGCGACUCAACCUGGGAAGGCUUCGUGGAGGAGUGGCCCGGGAGCGGAAUCUUGAGAGAGAGGGAAGGGUGUGUGCAAAGGCCUGGAGAUGGGAGUCAGGGCUGCUCCCAAGGUGGGGCUGGAGUGAGGACAGGAUGGUGGGGGCAGGGCCAGCCACCAGCGCUCACAGCAGGUGACCUGGUUUGGUUGGGGGAAGAGGAGGAGGGAAUGGGAGUCUGGGGAGGCCAGGGAGGGGGGCGCCUCUGAGGUUCAGUUGGGCAGUGGGGCGAGUGGGGUGCAGCGCCUCAGCCCUGUCCUGGGCGGGCCUGCAGAACCCUGGGUGUCACCUGGCCUGCAGCUGUUUAUUGAGCACUUGCUGUGUGCGGGGCGAGGCUGGGCUGUACCCUCGCUCAGUCCCCACAACCCCCACUGCGGUAGGUGGCGCAGGUGCAGUCAUCACAGCCACAUGACAGAUGGGAAAACAGGCUCUGAGGAACUAAGCAGCUUCCCCAAGGUCCCCCAGCUACGAGUGGCAGCUGUUCUAUCCACAUGAGGUCCCUCAGCUGCGGGGGCCAUCCCACACCCGGCCCUCGGAGUCCCAUCCCUGCCUCCGCCCUUGGCGGGGGGUCCAGGGCUUCAGGCCGGGUGCCGUCCAGCCUCACCCUUGUCCUCGGGGGCGGCGCAACCCUGCUGUGCUCAGGCCCCCUCCCCACUGUUCUGAAUGGUGCCUCCCACCCCCAGGGCCCACGCCCGCCCCAGCUGGCUCAGUGCCCUUUGCAGCCAGGAUCUGGUGCCCUCCCGGCCUGAGGACCUGGGGGCUCAGCUUGGCAGUGUGAACCCAGGUGUGGGCCUGGGCUCGAGCUGGGUGGGGAAGAAAGAACGAGCUGUCACAGCCCCUGCCCUGGUGGGGGUGAUGGGGUGAUGGCUCUUGCUGGCAGGCGCCACCCAGUUUGCCGAGAGCUGUGGUUCCUUCCUCCUCAUGAAAGCCCCAGUCCGAUGGGGGAGACACUGGCACGCCCUGCCUGAUGGAGGACGUCGUGGCAGUGGGUAAACGGGACAGGUGCAAGCCUGUCGUGCCGGGUGAAGGCUCAUCAGCGUGUCCACCGUACUGGGACCCUCCCCGUGUUCCUCCCAAAGAGCGGAAGGGCCAGUGUGACCAUCAGUCAAUUCCACUGUCCGGACUGGGCCAUGCUUACCGGCUGGUGGGGUCCCUGAGGUGCAAGGUCCUGGGUGGACUGCCUUUCUCCCCUGGCUGCAGGCAAGCGUUGGUAGGGCCUUCACCUCUAGGUGUGGCCUGAAGGGAUGAGAACCUUCCUCCCGCCUGAAGUGUGGACCUAGCAUUUUGGUUUCAGGCCCAGGCUCUGCACUUACCAGUUGCCCUGGUAACUGGUCCAGGAGGAUUUCUCCCUCGGGACCCACACAGGGAGCAGGAGGCUGGGCCAGCCACCCCCAAAGAUCCCUGCCUUGGCGGCUUUACAUGUCAGCUAUUUUUAAUUUUUUUUAAUUUUUUAGUUAAGUUAUUUAUUUGGCUGUGUUGGGUCUUUGUUGCUGCACGUGGGCUUUUCUCUAGUUGCGGUGAACGGGGGCUGUUCUUCGUUGUGGUGCGUGGGCUUCUCAUUGUGGUGGCCUCUCUUGUUGAAGAGCACGGGCUCUGGGUGUGUGGGCUUCAGUAGUUGUGGCACGUGGGCUCAGCAGUUGUGACUCGCGGGCUCUAGAGCACAGGCUCAGUAGUUGUGGCGCACAGGCUUAGUUGCUCCGCGGCACGUGGGAUCUUCCUGGACCAGGGCUUGAACCCGUGUCCCCUGCAUUGGCAGGCGGAUUCCUAACCACUGUGCCACCAGGGAAGUCCCUUAGCUAUUUUUUUUUUUUAAUUUUAAUUUUAUUGGAGUAUAGUUGGUUUACAAUGUUGUGUUAGUUUCAGGGGUACAGCAAAGUGAUUGUUAUGCAUGUACAUUCUUUUUUUAGAUUCUUUUCUCAUAUAGAUCAUCACAGAACACUGAAUAGAGUUCCCUGUGUUAUACAGUAGGUCCUUGUUGGUUAUCUGUCUUAUGUAUAGUAGUAUGUGUAUGUUCACCCCAAGCUCCUGAUUUAUUCCUCCCCUUUGGUAACUGUUAAGUUUGUUUUCGAUAUCUUUGUCUGUUUUGUAAGUAAGUUCAUUUGCAUCUUUUUAAAAGUUAGAUUCCACAUAUGAGUGAUAGCAUAUGGUAUUUGUCUACGUGUUAGCUAUUGAAUGAGAUGCCGUCUAUGAAAAUGCCUGGGGCACCCCAAACCUCAAGGUGGGGGGCAGGCAGGUGGCAUCUACAAAGAAGGACUAGCCCACAGACCCAUCCUCAGUGCCCGGCCCCAGGCGCUCCCAGCCCAGGGUCCCCUUGGUUACUUAGCGAACCUGGGAUUUUUUUUUUUUUUUGCCACUCAUGGCAUGUGUGAUCUUAGUUCCAGGCCGCAUAGCCCAGUGGGAGCAGGCUGUCUGCCUCUGCUUGUUCUGAGGCUUCAGAGCAAAGGCCGCCCCCAGGCCCAGUGACUGGCUCAGCAGAUGCUGGACACAGGUGCCCUUUUUCUUCCAGCCUCUUUAGGGCUCACUGGUUCCCAGGAGCAGAAGCCCACUUGCUAAGCAAGCAGCAGAGGCUCUUGGCCGGCUGUGGGCUCACAGGAGGGAAGGUUAAGAGGUGAGCCAUCGGUGUCUGGAAGGACAGGACAGGCACUACAGCUCCGGGAAUCAUUCCUGGUGGGAAUGAAAUGGCACUGUUUCAGCAUCAGUCUCUCAAGAGAGAGCAUCGUAACUGGCCUAUUGUGGGUCACCCGGUGGGGAUGAGGGAAAGCCGUGGCCACACUGCACCGAGGCUGCGGGGAGGGGGUGGCACCAGAGAAGCAAGAGGGGCCGUGAACAGGUCCACGAGGCCUGCGCCACCCCUCGGGCGGGUAGGGUCCCACAGAGCAGGGAAAGGACGAGCUGGGAGGUGGCCCCAAGCCAGGGGCACACACUCCUCUUCUGCCACUUGGGUCCGGCUGCCCCUCACUGAGGAAACCCGGUCUCAGGGCCCAGUGUCCCUAAGCUCACUGGCCUGACUUAGCAGCAAAAGACAGCAGUGAUGGCUCUUCCAGUGAUGGAAGAUCAGGCCUGGCAUACAUCACAGUCACCAUUUCUGGCUUCCAAUUGUUAUUUUGGUCACGUGAUCGAACACCUGAUAAACAUGAACUCAUUUAUCUGUGCCAAGCACUCUACCACGAGGAUGUCAUUUCCAUUGGAGAAGGGCUCUGGGUCCACUGACAGAGCUCUGGCCUUCACCUGUCCGCCUCCCUCAUCUUCUCCACCUGAAGGUCCUUGAAAGGAACUGCACGCAGGUGUCUCUCCUGUUGCCCGUCUCUAUCUCAGUGGUACUCUGCACUCAGUAAAGAUGUGCCCCAUCUGGGAACUUUCUCAUCAGACCAUGCAGAGAGGAGCUGGGCCCAAGGAUUCGGGGACAGGCGUGUCAGGGACCCAGGACCUCAAACCAGAGGGGCUUCGCCGGGGUGUGGGCCCUACUGCCCUGCCAAGCUGCCCUGGUGUCAGCCGGGAGAGCACGGACUACAGCUCAGAGGGACCUUGGGCACGUUAACCCCAACCUGUUUGCCCACGUCACCCAGGGCUGUGAAGAUGGCGUGGGACGAGUGUGGACAUGCCUGCGCAGAGCAGGUGUUUGCUGAAAUGAAAGGGGAGGUGGGGGAGAGCCCCCAUCCCAUCACACCUGAUGAUGGGAUGGCCCCAGCUGUUCAGGACAGGUGGGGCAGGGUCUGCGCGGAGCGGGGGCCCAGAGAAGCCGCUGGAGAUCUGCAAGGACCCCCUGCUCGCUCACCACGUGGGCCCCACGCCCCCACUGGGGUCAGCCCUCCCAGCCGGGCUCACAUGCUUGGACAGCUAGGCAGGCAAGAAAGAACACAAGGCCAGUGCUAACUGCAUCCCAGUUUCUUUUUAUUUAUUUUUUUGUUCUUUUUUUCCUUUUUUUUUUUUAAGUAUGGAAGCUCAAGUAUAAGAUGUAGAUUUUUUUUUUUAAGCUUUACAAAAAAACAAAAUAAAACAAAAACUCCUUUUGCAUUCCAUAAAAAUUGACAGAAAAGCACCUGGCCAGAAGAGCAGGACGGUCCGCAGGUCCCCGCCCCCCACCGUGUGGUCUCCGCGGGACAGGGGCCAGGCGUGCGGGACGACGCUGAGGGCCACCUCUCCUUUCUCCCAGAGCUG
Molecule: messenger RNA, 6839 nt
Organism: Orcinus orca (killer whale)
Lineage: Eukaryota; Metazoa; Chordata; Mammalia; Artiodactyla; Delphinidae
Gene: SLC66A1
Product: solute carrier family 66 member 1
Exons: 8
Coding region: 143-1018 (291 amino acids)
Source: RefSeq, a predicted model, not a curated record